AUGGAAUGCCUGAAAGUUGAGAAUGUCACGCAAUUCCUCGAGUUCCUUCCGGUCAUCUACGCGUUCCUCAUCUAUCCCACCGUCCUCCACUUGGCGCGGGAGAUUUCCGCGGAAAUCGAUGCCGGCUUGAAGGACUUUAUGCGCGUGAUGGGACUGAGUUCUUCCGUUUUCUUCUUGACGCACGGCUUCAUCGCUUGGGUCAAGGCUGCGGUUAUCUUCACCAUUUGCGCCUACCCGAUUAUGACAUCAUUAGAGUUCGUCCCCUGGCAUUUGGUGCUUGUCGUCGUCUAUCUCUACUCGUUUGCCGUCAUCGCAUUCUCUAUGCUAUGCUCCUCGCUGCUCAAAACGUCGAAUAACGUCUUGAAAUUGGCAAUCGUCGCGUGGGUUGUGUCCGUCGGCGCUACAUUCAUCCGCCGUCCUUCCUUGGACCAAUAUGUCCAUUGCUACUUCUAUUCCCUAAAUCUCAACCAUGCCUUCCGAUUGGCCAUUGAGAUCAUGGCAGAGGCUUGCAAUAGAGAAUACCACCUCGGCUGGCCGCAAAUCUUCGACACGCCGAAGAUAGCGUUCAAUCUCUUUGGUGCAAUGCUGAUGCUUUUGAUUGAUUUCGUUUGGAUGACAGCUGCAGCGCUGAUCAUUGACGAUAUCCGCACAAACGAGGAGAGCUACUUCCUGACGAUUUUCAAGAAACGACAGAACAAUACGACAAUCGGAAAUGGCCGUCGAAACCCAGAAUUGGAGGAUCAGAUCGACUUUGUGCGCCAGGAGUCCGGGGCUGAUAUUCGAGUCGACGGACUGCGGAAGAUGUACCACACCGGAAACUGGGCGCUUGAGGGCAUGAAUUUGAGGGCGAACAGGGGACAGAUCACCGUCCUUCUUGGUCACAACGGCGCCGGCAAGAGUACCACGUUCAGCAUCAUUUGCGGCCUCAUCGAGCCGACGCACGGCGAAGUCCACGUGACCGAGAAGCCGGUCGGCCUGUGCCCGCAGAAAAAUUCGCUCUUCGACAAGCUAACGGUCCGCGAGACGAUCUGGUUCUUCCACCAGUUGAAGGGCAGCGAUACCGACUACAAACAAGAAACGGACGAAUACCUAAAAGCCCUGCAUUUCGAGGACAAGGCUGAUGAUCUCGUCCAAAACCUGUCCGGCGGCACGAAGCGGAAGCUGUGCGUGGCGGUGGCGAUUUGUGGAGAAUCGCAGGCGGUUCUCCUCGACGAGCCGACAGCUGGAAUGGACCCUGGAGCAAGGAGGGACGUCGAGAAUCUGUUGCAACACAUCAAGCCCCAUCGAACGAUCCUCCUGACGACCCACUACAUGGAUGAAGCCGAGAGAUUAGGAGAUUGGAUUUACAUCAUGCAGGCCGGGAAGGACAUCAUAAAUGGAUCCCCGGGAUACCUGAAAAAGCAAUAUGGAACCGGCUUCGUGUUGACGCUCGUCUCGGCAGCUGUUGUCGGAGGGAAAGCUGCCGAUACUGCCACGCCGGUCACGCCUGAAGAUUUCAACCUCGCGAAAGACCUCGAUUUGACGGCCGUCUCCCCGAUCAAAUGCACGAUGCAAGCGGACCCGAAUCGAACACGACACGAAAUUGACGUCUAUCAGAAUUACCUGAAAACGCAUUGCGCUCAAUUUCUAUGGAUAGACGCGAAGACGUCGUUUGACCAGCGGAUAUUUGAUGAACCAAAAUACCUGCCAGCCCUUGGCGUCGGUGUUCGUCUACUGGCCGACGGGACGAGGGCCAUUUUCAACGCUCAUGGAUAUCACACGGCCCCGGCUGCCAUGCAUCUUGUGGCCAAUGCUAGGCUACGGCACUUUACCGGCAAACCCUCGGCGUCGAUCCACUCGUCCAUCCAAGUCUAUGCCCCGCUGAAAGAUGCUCGUCAACAUCAAGCCGAUGCGGCGGCCGAAGAUCAAGUGAAAAACUUCCUGCUGAUCCCGGUGUUGAUCCUGGCCUUUUCGCUGGUCUCCUCCACCUUUGUCAUGUUCCACGUCGAAGAGCGAGCCUCGCAUUUUAAACAUCAGCAACUCCUGACAAAACUCCACCCGUCGCUCUUCUGGGCCUCCUCCCUCCUCUACGAUGCCGUCAUCUUUUUCACCGUCUGCUUGGUGUCAAUCGGAGUUUUCUAUCUGGCCGGUUGGAUGCAGGGAGCACUACAGUACGUGUUCCUGCUGUGGGCGCUGUAUUUCUGGGCUUGCUGCCCGUUCAUCUACUCGGUCUCCUAUCUCUUCGAGAGCCCCUCAAAGGCCAGCACUCUGCUCAUUCUUUGGCAGCUGAUCACCUCGAUUUUUGCCCUGAUCGUCGAGGCCAUACAGUUCGCCAUGGCACCCGAGAGUUCCGACUGGACGGGCACGUUCCUGGUAUUCCUGCUGCCGCCAUACGCGAUGGGUAAUGGAAUGAAGGCGAUAGCCAUGUGGAAGGUCUUCCGCGAACUGCCGCCAGAUUUUGCCAGCUUUGGGUCGACUUGUAACCGAACUGAUCUGUGGGCCUGGUGUAUGCUGGGCCGCCCCGCCGCGAUGAUGUUCUUCUUCGGGCUGGCGAGUUGGGUGCUAUUCGUGUGCCUCUCCUCUCGUCAUAUCAGCCGUGGAUUCUCCACCCUUUGGGGUCAUAUCCCAUUCAAGAAUGCCCCUCCAAGAAUGGAUGGAGAAAGAGAUGUGGAUGUGGAGAAUGAGGAGAGAUAUGUCGCCGAGCCACUCAUUUCCAGGCCUCAGCUUGUCGUGCGAAAACUGAAGAAAGUGUAUGGAUGGAACUUUUCGAAGCCGGCCGUCAAUGAAUUGACGUUUGCUGUCGAUAAGGGACAAUGCUUCGGAUUGUUGGGAGUGAACGGAGCCGGAAAAACGACGACCAUCGACAUCAUCACCGGGCUGAGAUACGCGACAAGCGGAAGUAUCGAAAUUCUCGGCGAGGAUGGACCAACUACCGUGCCAAUCGGCUACUGUCCACAGUUCGAUGCCGUACUACUCGAUUUGACGGGAAGAGAGACGCUCGAGCUGAUGGCCUGUUUCCACGGAUAUAAGGAGCCGGAGAAGAUUGCGAGCGAGGCUCUAAGCGCCGUGGGAAUGCUCGGCCACGGCGACAAACAACUCCGCUAUUGUUCCGGUGGCCAAAGGAGGAAGAUUUCACGAGUGGAUGAUGCGAUGAAGCAGACAUUCUCCGGGGCUGUCAUGCGAGAAGCCGGCGAAUCGCUCACCGUUUCUUGGCAGAUCCCAGCGACCGCUACAACCACCUGGUCGUCAUUGUGGCAGAAAAUGGUCGACCUGGCGCCACGAGGGAAUAAUCUCGAGAUCGUGGACUACAGCAUCACGCAGUGCAGUCUCGAGGAUACGUUCCUCAAUCUGUUGGGCAACGAGCAGAGGGCCGACCUGGAGAUGGACAGCAGAACCAGAGCAACACCACCAACCCAAGCCGCUUCAUCUAAUGCA
Mesorhabditis spiculigera is the source of this 3414-nucleotide messenger RNA. The record is from the annotation of a GenBank genome assembly. NCBI's taxonomy places the organism in Eukaryota, Metazoa, Nematoda, Chromadorea, Rhabditida, Rhabditidae.